Molecule: messenger RNA, 7140 nt
Organism: Anolis carolinensis (green anole)
Lineage: Eukaryota; Metazoa; Chordata; Lepidosauria; Squamata; Anolidae
Gene: klhl11
Product: kelch like family member 11
Exons: 2
Coding region: 39-2120 (693 amino acids)
Molecular function (GO): protein binding
Source: RefSeq, a predicted model, not a curated record
GAGCGACCGUUGGAGUUGGUUGAGGGGGUAGAACCAAGAUGGCGGCGGCUGGAGGCGGAGGCGACUUAGACGGCGGGGGGCAAGGCGCUCCGGAGAGUGGCGUCGCCCUGGGCGCGGAAGGCGAGGCCGGGGCGGAGGCGGAGCCCGACUCGGAGGUCUUCUCCUGCGUGGCCCACUGCUCCGAGCUGGCCUGCCGGCAGAACGAGCAACGGCGCCUGGGCCUGUUCUGUGACGUCACGUUGGCCUUCGGCGGCGGCGGGGAGAGCGGCGGCGUGGGCGGGGCCUCCCCGCGCGCGGACCCGCCCCCUCGCGAGUUCCGUGCGCACCGCUCGGUCCUGGCCGCCGCCACCGAAUACUUCGCGCCUCUGCUUUCGGGGGAUUUCGCCGAGUCCCGCUCGGGUCGCGUGGAGCUGCGCAAAUGGAGCUCCGAGGCCGGGCCGGAUCCCGAGACGGUGGAAGCUGUCAUCAGCUUCAUGUACACGGGCCGCGUCCGCGUCAGCCCCAGCAACGUCCAUGAGGUCCUAGAGCUGGCCGACAGGUUUUUACUGCUACGUUUGAAAGAUUUCUGUGGAGAGUUCCUCAAGAAGAAGCUGAGUCUCUCCAACUCUGUGGCGAUCCAUAGCUUGGCUCACAUGUACUCUUUAAACCAGUUGGCUUUAAAAGCUGCUGACAUGAUCAGGAGGAAUUUCUACAAAGUCAUUCAAGAUGAGGAGUUCUACACUUUGCCAUUCCACCUCAUAAGAGACUGGCUUUCAGACAUAGAAAUCACUGUAGACUCAGAAGAAGUUCUCUUUGAGAUGGUUGUAAAGUGGGUUCAAAGAAAUCCUGAUGAAAGAGAGAAGUACUUUGGGGAACUCUUUAAGCUGCUCCGUUUAUCACAAAUGAAACCCACUUAUUUGACCCGACAUGUCAAAUCUGAAAGACUUGUUUGCAGCAAUGAAAUGUGCCUCAAACUUGUGUCAGAAGCUGUGGAAAGCCAUGCACUCAGAGCUGAGAAUUUGCUGUUAGGGACCCACCAACAAGUGGCUUCCUCCAUAACCUCACUGCCUCGCUUUGGGCAAAACAUGGAUGUCAUCAUGGUCAUUGGUGGCGUAUCUGAGGGAGGUGACUACUUGAGUGAGUGUGUGGGGUAUUUUAUUGAUGAAGAUAGGUGGGUGAACUUGCCACAUAUACAUAAUCAUCUUGAUGGACAUGCUGUUGUAGUAACAGAAUCCUAUGUUUAUGUAGCAGGUUCCAUGGAGCCUGGCUUCGCCAAGACUGUGGAAAGGUACAACCCAAAUCGAAAUGUUUGGGAGCAGGUUUCCAAUCUCAUAACAAGAAAGCAUUCUUUUGGCCUCACAGAGGUAAAGGGGAACUUGUAUAGCAUAGGUGGGCAUGGGAAUUUUAUUCCUGGGUUCAAAGAUGUAGCAGUCUACCACCCUGAUCAAGACAAAUGGCACAAUUUGGAAUCUGCGCCAAAGAUACUUCGGGAUGUUAAAGUGAUCACCGUCGAUGACAGGUUUGUUUACAUGGCUGCCCGCACACCUGUUGAUGGGGAUAAUGAAGAGGGCUUAAGGAGUGUGAUUGUUCGAUAUGAUGCAGAUGCAAGACAGUGGCAGGAUUCUGAGUCUCUGCCUCUUCUUGACAACUAUUGCUGUUUUCAGAUGGCUGUGGCCAACACCAACUUUUACCACACCGCCUCAUGUUGCCCCAGAAGUUAUUCCCUAGAUCAUGAAGAGGUCAAGAGGAAGAUCUCUGGCCAGGUAUCCGAUGACAUUCUGGAAAGCUUGCCACCAGAGGUGCUUAGCAUUGAGGGGGCAGCUGUCUGCUAUUUUAAAGAUGAUGUCUUCAUCAUAGGUGGGUGGAAAAAUAGUGAUGACACAGACAAACAAUACAGGAAAGAAGCUUACCGCUAUUGUGCUGAGAGGAAACGAUGGCUGCUUCUCCCUCCUAUGCCCCAGCCACGCUGCCGUGCUACAGCCUGUCACGUAAGAAUCCCCUUCCGGUCCUUGCAUGGUACCCAGCGAUAUCCGAUGCCACAAAACCUAAUGUGGCAAAAGGACCGGAUUAGGCAGAUGCAAGAGAUUCACCGUCAUUCCUUAAGUUUGCGGAGAAUGCCACGGUCCCAGAUUGAGUGCUAACACAAAUAAAUAGGAGUUUGAGAAAAGCCUGUCUGCAUUGCCACACAAAUCAUGGACUUUCAACAGUAACCUGAGUUGCUCCAUGUAAGCAAUGGUGAUUGUUGUAGGAGAGCUAGCCCUCUAGUAGUUAAACAAUUUACCAGGAUUACAAGCACCACAGGAAUACUUCAGGUAUAUUAGCCAUAACAUGGAGGUAGGCACACUUACAAAAUUCCAAAAGCUUUUAGCUUUUACCAUGGAUGAGAUGCAAAGUCAAAAUUUAGCAAAAUAAUUUGUAGAUAUGUCCAGGAAGUAUAGUAAUCCAGCACAGUUUCUUCCCUCCUUUUCUCAGAAAAUUCUGUAUUAAGAUAUAUUUCUUCCAGUCAGGGAUGAAAGGAUUUCCCCAAGUAUUGGAGGCUCUCACUCCUCUUUAAAGUAUUUAUAUUAAGCAUGUGAAGAAAUACAUUUCUACUUGUUUUAAAAGAUAGUUAAUAUAACACUUGUUUCAAAGUUGCUUUUUUUUAAAGCUAUCUUUUUGCGUUUUCAUUUUUUAAAAAAUCAGCAAUUGCUGUGGGUCUGCUUGUUUCUCGUUGAGUCAUGUGCAAUAGUUAAAGAAUGAGCCCCUAUAUAAUGAGGAGUAAAGCACAAACCUUUUAGAGAACUUCUAAACGUUCCAUACUUAUAAAUGUUUUAUAGUUGUAUUUACCUAGAAUGCUUGUGUUUACAAAGAAGUUAUUUGCAAAAGCACUACUUUUUAAUGGUUGGAUACUUAGUCCUAUCUUUAAAAGUUUCAUCAUAAUUAAGGUGUCUCUACUUUGAAGUAGUCCCAUUGAUUAAAAAAAAUUUACUGUGUAAAUGGUUUUGGAUUGUGGCCUUAAAAUAAUGAAUGGAAAGACCAAAAAGUUGAAUACUACAUAGCCAAAUUCAUAAUUUGAAGGAAUUAGGGAUUAAUUGAUGCAGGGAUGAAGCUAAAUGCUUUUGUGUUUGUGUUUAAGUAAUAAGAGUAAAUCUGACUUUAAAAAAAAGACCACUCAACCUGCCUUUGACAAUCAAAUCUCUUUGCCUUCAUGGUAUGCCAUUCCUUUUUUUGGACUUGUGUCUGAAUACUUGACACUUUGGAUAGAGCAGAACUUUUCUUCCAUUUUAAUAGCAAGGAUCCUCAUUUCCCUUAACGUUUUACUUGCCUUUUGGAAGCAAAUGAAAUUCAUUCUUGGAGAGCAAGUUGUACUGGUAGGUGUCCUCUGUUGCCCUUCCCCCCCCCCUUAGUUUAGCAAAAUCCUAUUUUUCCAGAUUGACAAUAUUUAAUAGGAUACGGAGAGAAGGUAAAAAAAAUAUUUUUGAGCAAUUGCUAAAUUUUGAAAUGUCACUGAAUUCUUCUGCAGGCAGAAAAAUUAUAUGGUAAAGGAUUCAUAAAACUCUUCCAUUUAACCUAAGAUGAUCCAACAAAGUUUUGAUUUUAUUUUUGAUAAUUCUAUCCUUUAGGUUCAGUAUGCAUCACAUCUACCAAUGCAUUACGUAGUUUUCCAAGGCAAUUCCUCAGAGGAUUUCCCUCGGUUUCAUCUGUGCUUUAUUUGAUCCCCUCCCCUGAUUUUGGUGUUUUUUGUCAAAUAGAUUUUGAUGAUUUUUGUCCUCAUAUUGUUCACUGCACUAAUUGCUCCAAGGGCCAUUGUCCAUUUAGGUCAGUCAUUCUGUCUAAUAUGAACAAUUGGGGAUAGGUGUGCUUUUCUCAUACCACACCACACUGUGAAGAACUUACGAGAGAGUGGUAGUAAUAGUGUAUCAUUUGUGGGGCAGGGCAGCAGUAGCAGAUGAAGAAUACCCAAAAUAUAAUUGAUUUCAUCUAUAAAGGAACUUUCUAUAAAGGAUCUUAAUGUUUUCUUUCCCUGAAUUCUAGUCUUCCUGUAAUUAGUUUCUCACUUGUUUAACCAGUUGAGGUUUACACCUGGGCGCGUCAAGAUGAGACAGAGAGGUUGAAUUCACCUUAUGAGAGAUCUGUAUUGACCAGCAUUAUUAUGAAAACUCAUUAUAUUAGUGAUGUUUCAAAUAGUCAAUAUCAGUGUCUUAAAUUUAGGAAAGCACUUAGGUUUUUUUAAAAGAAAAUAUUACUUUAAGGACUGACCAUUCUUGUUUUCCAAUUUAGCAAGAAGCCUAGUGUCUGAAAUCUGGGGGUAAGUCUUUCAACUGCAUGGGUGUGCACAGGUUUUCUUGAUUGGUUUUUGUUCUUCUAAUAUUACCUUUUACAAUAUAAACUUGGGUUAGAAACUUGUGUGCAUUAAAUAACUGUCUAAUUCAAGUUCACACUAAUGCAGCCUAAUUACUCAAGAAAUCCACACAUUUAACAAUUAUACUCAAAGAUAUAUUGUAUGUAUAACCAGCCAGCUACUUAUGGAGAAUAUAGAUGUUUCAGAAUGAACCUGUUGAAAACCCACUGACACUGAAAGUCCAAAGCUGUUAGGCUCUAUGCCGACCUACUCAAACCACUAGCGCAAAUGUUGUAAUUAAGAAAAUAAGAACUUUAACAUUAGUUGUGGGCAUUUUUGUAUGGAAAAAACUAAGGGAGUGUCGUUUUCUGAAGUCUGAAUUUCCUGCUGAGACCUCUCACAGCUUCAGAAUUAGUAGAGUUCAGUUGCAGAAAGCAAGAACAAUUAAAGCUGUUUCAGUUUGUAGUAUAAAUGUGACCAUACUUGUCUUUGCGAAUGAAAAGCAAUACAAGUUUUGAGACUUCUUGAAAUGUAUGUUUGGCCUGCAGUGCAAAGUGGUUGAUAAUUUCCAUGACUGUAUUGAUUAGUAUUAAUUUACAUACCUAAACAACGGUUCAAUUUGGCUGGUCAGCUUUGCUUUUUAAAAUUAACUUGUCAGCCACAUUUGAUGUUGCUUGUGAAUGCCAGUCACUUAAUAGUAUACAGAUGUCUACAUGCCUUGCUUGGAGAUUUCUGUUUGCAUGGAGAGUAAAGAGCACUCUAGAAAACAAUCCCAUUGUGCCACAUGUAGUGUCAGAUGUUGGAAAUUCUUAAUGUCAAAUCUCGAUGUUAGGCUACUAACCUGCUUCCAUGUUCAGGGUGCCUCUCAGCUCUUGUUUAGCACAGCCCUUGUGCUGCAUGCAAAAAGUCUUGUCUUGCUUUUGUCAUGUCAUUCCUUGUCAAAAUAAAGCAGUCGCCUGACAAAAGAAAUCCUCAAAUGGAACACCCAAACUAUGUUCCCACAUAGCAAAGGUUCACAACCCUAGGUUAUGUUCCUAAGUAUAGCUGAGAACUAGGGAAUGUUUCAAAGCACUGUCUUAGAUACUGUUUUACUGGAGUCAGUGGGACCUGCAAGAAAAAAUAGGAAUAAGCUGCUAGGCUUAAACAAGAGUACUGUUACCAGAAACACAAAAGGCUUCCAGGAAAUUGCAGUUGUUUUGCAGAAUAACCAAACAUGCCAGCUGCAAAACUGCACUAAUUCUCAGCUAUGACAGAAUGCAUGUCUCGUACUGCUUUCCUCUCGUGACACUAGUGGAGUAGGGUAGAUCUUUCGAUGGUGCCUGAGCUGACACUGUUACUGAAUAAAUACUGUCUGUAGAUUAUUCAUAUUUGUCUAUAAUCUUCCUAUUACUAGAUGCAAAUUUGUUUGUGUGUAUGUGUGUUUCAGCAAGGGUCACCUUUAACCAAUGAAGGUAACAAAGAUACCAAUACAAUUUUAUUCAGGUAAUACUUGCAAAAUUGUCACAGAUGGUUAUCACUGCAGCCUCUACCACAGAGGACAAAUUAUACAAAAAAGGUACCCCUAUUUGCAGUUGAUGGCCCAUGUUCAGCAGGUUACACAGAAUGUCAUUGGUAUCAGCACCUACCAUAUUAUGCAAGCAUGAACUGUGCCAAUUGCCUUUUCCCCUUCAAGAGACAUAUGGUACUGUAGCUGUUUAGAUAAGAACAGAAGCAGCAAGGUUACUUUUACAGUUUCCAUACUUAUCCAAGGCCCAUGAUGGACUGAAACAAGAUUUUAGCUCUUGUUCCAGUUCUUCAUACUUACAAAGUCAUUUCUAGAGAGGUGUAAUAUUCUCACACAUGCAGGAAGUUUUGGAGAAAGGCAGAAGCAGUUAAAGAGAUACCUGUCAAAGACUGGUGAUGUUUUUCUCAUUAAUUGAAGGGGAAACACCAGAUGAUGACAUUCACGUCUUGUCAGAUUCAGUUUUUAGCAGAUCAGAACAAUUCUUUCCCAUCUCUUUGAGCCCUAAUAACAGAUGUGACAGUCUUGUGAAAGGCAAGGUUUGCAGAACUCUUCAGGAGAGGACGAGCAGGAGAAAUGUUUAUCUGUUUUUGUCAAACACCUACCACAGUUUCCUCGCUCAAGGAUGAGGCAAACACUGUUCUGACUUGUGGAAAGAAUGGGGAAAUGCCAGGAACAGUAUACUGCUUUUGCUAUCUUUCUGCAUACCUUUCAGCAGUUUGGAAGUCUUCUUCCCAACCUCCUUGUGUCCUCUAGAAGUAGCAGGGGGCUAUUUCUAGAGGAUACAAAUUUUGCUUCCACUUCAAGGAUGGGAAUAAAAGCUAGAUUUGGUGGUGAGCACUAGUAGAUAUUUGGCUGGGAGCUGAUAUUUCUUGCCGUUCGCUUUUUGCCAUCAUAACAUUCCAAAGUGUACACCAAGAUAAAAAUGGUGAUAUGCACAUCAUUGUUUCCCGCUGCUGCACUAAUUCUGAGACACUCGCCUCAAAGCCAUCCUAGUUGUGUGGCAGUUUUUCCAGCACAACUUCCUGCCUCUCCUGAGCCUCAGUAAGAUAAUAUGAAAUAUAAGAGUUAGUUGAUAAUCCCAAGAAAUCCUCACAGAUCAGUUGAUCUGUAAUGCCCCUUUCUUUGCCCACUUCAUCCCCAAUUUGCCUUGUCUCUGUUGCUCGAUAAAUGGAGCAGCUUCAUCUUCACAGACUAAAAUGAGACUUCCCUGCCUUCAGGUAGAAUUGUCUUGAAGAAUAUGUCCCCAGAAUCUAUUUUAAAAACUUGCUAUUCCGUAUAUGCUAUAUUGAAGUUCUGUAACAUUAAAUGUAAUUUCAAUAAACAUUUUAUUUCUCUA